Messenger RNA from Triplophysa dalaica, 970 nucleotides. Its product is annotated as telethonin. Gene Ontology annotation, cellular component: Z disc. Gene Ontology annotation, biological process: skeletal muscle myosin thick filament assembly; detection of muscle stretch; skeletal muscle contraction. The record is from RefSeq and is a predicted model, not a curated record. Gene Ontology annotation, molecular function: protein-macromolecule adaptor activity; structural constituent of muscle; titin Z domain binding. Lineage: Eukaryota; Metazoa; Chordata; Actinopteri; Cypriniformes; Nemacheilidae. The transcript has 2 exons. The coding region runs from base 56 to 577 and encodes 173 amino acids.
UAUCUGACCUGCGCUAUUCUGAUUCUAUUUUAUUUUGUUAGCCUAACCGGAUGAGAUGCACUGCCGGAGCAGGAAGCCCAGGUCAUAUCUACUGAACUCCUACAGUGAUCUCCAGGAGAUGGAUGAAAUUGCCAGAGAGUCAUAUGAAGCCACCUGGUUAGAUCUGCUGAUGGAGACGAGACCAGAAUACAAGAUGAUUCGCUCGGAGAAAGACUCUGUGAGAAAGGAGAGCUAUGAAAGCAAACAGGUGGUUCAUUUCACAGUGCGAAGAUUCCCAAACCAGACUCUGUGCAUGGGUAGAGAGGGGGAGCCCAUGCAGGAAUAUCACUUACCUUACAAAAAGAUCCUCCCGAUAGCAAUGUUUGUGCCGAGGGAUGUCACGAGGCCUGAUGUGACCCGAUCUCCCUCUGCAGUGGACUCUAAGACCAGUUCAAAUGGAAUUUGGCCUCAGAAGAGAGAGCUUUCAUCCAUCACCGAACAUAAGCCGAUGGUAAUACAAGCUAGGAGUCAGGACUUUAGAGCAUCCAGCCUCAUAUCUCCACCACGAGAGUCACAUCGUUCCCAGCGACGGGAAUGAUGAGGAGAUGAAAGCUGGUUAAUGGUGUGCUGGGUGAACUCAGUCCUAUUUCUGAAGACUUAAUCACAGCACAUUACAGGGUGUAUUUAUUUACAAAUGACAUGACUUGAGAAAUCUUAUGGAAAGAAAAUGCGGCAGUCGCUAAAGCAUUUGGAGACAUUGAUAAAGAUAUACAUUUUUUGUGUUAUAGGUAUCAAAAGUGGCAUAUGCAAAUUAUUUCUAAGAAUAAACUUUUCUGCAAUCUCUGCAAUAACCUUUAACCAAAUGGUCUUAAAUUUUGUCUACAAAGUCAGGUCAUGUGGGUUACUCACUUACCGUCCAUGCCAUUUGGUUUCAUUUAUCUAUUGGCAAUUAUGAGUAUCAAUCUUUUACACAUUGUUUCUUAAAUGCAAG